Molecule: messenger RNA, 792 nt
Organism: Aspergillus welwitschiae
Lineage: Eukaryota; Fungi; Ascomycota; Eurotiomycetes; Eurotiales; Aspergillaceae
Exons: 1
Coding region: 223-516 (97 amino acids)
Source: RefSeq, a predicted model, not a curated record
AUUACUAGUAGUUUAUGUCACGUGACCCGAAAACUCCGUAAUCCCAACCGCUCCUUCCGAGCGCGCCUGGAUAGCAAGAAUCAAGCGAUUAUUACGACUUCAAUGUUGACCUAAAACGUCAUCUCAACAGGUUAUGAGCCCGGCUCCAACAUGAUACCUAAACCCUAUACCAGCAAGCUGUCGGUUCGAUGACACGCCUGAUCAACCUACAAAAAUUAUAACAUGAGGCUACCAGCAAAGACCCGACAGCCAAUCAAAGCGCGCAAAAGCUAUAAAUCAACGAGAACACGCAACCGCGAUACCUCCCAGAAACUGAGUCAUUGCAUUCACUAUAACCGCAGCAGGUCUGAGGGGGCCGCGUUGAGACAUUUGAGUCAUCUCUGCUGCUUGGUGGCCAUCGAUAUAUCGUUUUGGUCUACUUGGCAGAAAUCUGUUUUGACAGAAUCUCUAGUGAAUGAAUUGAAACAGGGAGAAGGCGGUGUUAAAGGCGGUGAAAGUAGUGGUGUUAGCACUUAACUACGUUCUGACGGAGUAUUAACUAGUAGUACUACUUUCUCCGCACUUCGUUCUCAGAUAACACCAAUCACAACUUUCCUCCAUCAAUGUUAUCCUGAGAGUAGUCCACGGUUCAACGAAGCUGCCAUCAUGUCUCCAUCAAAGAAGUGCAAGCGAACUCCCCCCCCUGCUUCUCUCAGACGGUCGGCACGUCUUAAUCUCCGGGAUGCUACCGCCAGUAGCACCAUGCCGCCUCCCCCUCCCCCGCAGAGAGGCUUAUCUAUUCUUUCAACAGAC